Molecule: messenger RNA, 1161 nt
Organism: Alosa sapidissima (American shad)
Lineage: Eukaryota; Metazoa; Chordata; Actinopteri; Clupeiformes; Clupeidae
Product: RNA-binding Raly-like protein
Exons: 8
Coding region: 254-895 (213 amino acids)
Cellular component (GO): nucleus
Molecular function (GO): RNA binding
Source: RefSeq, a predicted model, not a curated record
UUGAUUCAGUAGUAACAGAGCAGACUGCUAUCAAGAGUGGCUGCAGCGAGGGAGAGAGAGAGAGACAGAGCGAGAGGACGAUAGAGAGAGAGAGACAGCAAGGAGACCGGAAGACACAAGUAAGACCGUGACAGAGAGAGAUAGAGUGAGAGUGAAGGGAGAAAAGCGAGGGAUUAAAGAGCUUUAGAGCAGUCACCUCCUGGCUAUUUGCCUGCUGACGCAAGCAGCCUCCUUUGUUUUUGCCAUCCCUGAUAUGACCCUGUUCAAGAGUGAACAUCGCAGCCCACGAUACAUGAGCAUGACCGGAGAGCUGAAAUCGAGCCGUUCCAAGACGGGAGGAGCCAAGAGGCCCAACAGCGCCAUGUACGGAUCAGAAUAUGACCUGGACUAUGACUGCUACCAGGAGGACUUCUAUGACAGGGUGUAUGACUACCAGCGCGUGCCCUCGGCGAUGCCCGCCGUGCCCCACGGCUCCAGCCUGCCCAAGCGCUCGCGCUCCUCCUCCAGCUCCACCAGCCUGAGACGCAGCAGGGACCGGCCCUCCUCCAAGAGCUCCAGACCCCACUCCUCCAGCAGGGCCAAACUGAAGAUGGAAGAGCUACAGACCAUCAAGCGAGAGCUGACCCUGAUUAAGGUUCAGAUCGACGGGCUACUGGAUAACCUGGACAGGAUGGACAGGCAGAGGCAGGAUCACACAGGAUCCCCACUGUCCAGGGAGGGCAGUCUCGGAGGCUCCCCCUACCACGCAUCUGCCAGCAGCCCUGAGGCGUCUCCACAGAGCCCCAGGCCUGGGCGCCGCUGUGCCCGGCGAGACAGCCCUGAGCUGGGGGAGGCCAGCGAUGACGAGCCCCACACGAUGCAUCAUCACAGCUCAGACCUGGAAGAUGAAAUGUGAGAAGGCUGUCACAGCUCCGAGACGAAGCUGGACGUCGGUGAUGUGAAACAAAGAGAAGGAGCGCCAAACAUGGAGGAAGAGCACACUACACCCCUGUCUUUUUUUCAUGUAGUUACCAUGCCAACACCAGCCGCAGAACACUACUAUAUCCCUACUACCCCCGUCAGCCCACCACCCCCCCUCUGCUGUGUGUGUGUGUGUGUGUGUGUGUGUGUGUGUGUGUGUGUCUAGUGUGUGUGUAUGUGUGUGCGUGUGUGUGUGUGUGU